GGGAGUGAGAGCAAAUGUGGAUAGCACUGAUGAGUAAUUCUGGCAAAUCAGGCAGCUCGUCAGACAAGAGAGAGAGACAUUUGUCGUUUUCGUUUAUUCUGAGCCACCUCAAAAUAUCCUGUGUUCAUGCAGAGGCAGCUGACGAACAUGAAUAUCAACUCUUCAGAACAACCAAAUCCCUGGCUGAACAAUGGCAGCUCUCUGACCCUCAGACCUUCAGGUAUAGGGAUGUCCUGCUUCAUUAUGACAUUUGGUGCCAUCUCCAGCCUCACGGCUCUGGGCAUCUUGGCUAAGUCCCAUGUCAGAUUUCGCCACCAAUCAAAAGCACCAUUUCUGCUGUUAAUAGUGGCUUUGCUAUCUUCUGACCUGGGAGGUCAUGUGAUCCUCGGUGCUUUUGCUCUGUAUUUGCACAGGGAUCAGAGGUAUACACUGCAAGCUGACAAGCCCACCACAUUCUGUCAGAUCUUUGGGAUGAGUAUGGUGUUUUUUGGCUUGUGCCCUUUGCUGUUGGGCUGUGCGAUGGCAGUGGAGCGCUGUGUGGCCAUCACCCAGCCCUUUUCACAUGCUGCUAUGUUCACAGUGACUCAUGUGCAGCGUGUUGUGUUAAUUCUUUCUUCAGUUGCAUUCAUCCUGGCAAUUCUGCCUUUAUUUUCCUUGGGCACCUAUACAAUCCAGUUUCCCAGAACAUGGUGUUUCCUAAAUAUCCAUAGACCACAGUCUGCAGCGGAUACCUUUCUGAUCUUGGCCUUUUCAUGUCUUGGUCUCACUGCACUGACUCUUUCCCUGUUGUGCAAUAUCCUGAGUGGCCUGGUAUUACUGCAAGCCAGAUUUUGCUCCCACGGUGUAAAUAAAACUCACUGCACCAGUCGUUCACCGUCCACAUCAACUUCCUCUUUGUUUUGCUCGUUGGAUCUGGAGAUGAUGGCCCAACUGGCAGUUAUCACUGUGGUUUCCUGUGUGUGCUGGAGUCCCUUUCUUAUCCACAUUCUUGUGAUGCAGAUCAACCAAAGCCCCUCAAGUGAUUCGCAAGAUGGGUUUACUCUUCUGAGCUUACGUAUGGCAUCCUGGAAUCAAAUCCUGGACCCUUGGGUUUAUAUCUUACUUAGGAGAGCUGUGCUUUUCAAUUGUGCAAAACUGUUUAAUCCAACCACAAAAGCUGGCAAAAACGAAGCUCAUGCUUUCCCUCAUUCAACUGCGCACUUUCAUCUCACUGUAGUUCCCUCUUCUCAUAUGACAGCAAGCAGCCCUACUGUCACUAAACUCAACAAAAUGCAGCAGCCAGGCUCCUCAUAAGCCCUGUCUAGAUUGCAUAUCUCUCACAUCCUUGCCUCCCUCCACUGGCUCCCCAUCAAAUUCAGAAUUGACUUCAAAUUAGUACUCAUAACGGAUAAGGCCCUCCAUGCUCCUCUCAUCUCAUCAGAGAACUCCUCCAACCAUACUCGACCUUCAGACAACUUAGAUCAUCACCCAUAAGCCUUCUUACCGUUCCAUACACUCCUAAAAUCGAAAAGUGACACUCAGUGUCAAAGCUCAGUUGCUUUGGAACGGACUCCCACUCCUUGUAAGAGCACACAUUAACCUUAACAUUAUUUGUUUUUAUGAACUCUGCAACACUUUCUAAUUGUGGGUUUAAAAAUUAUAUAAAUAAAUAAAGCUGUAUUUACUAUUAUUUACUUGCUCACUUUUCAGUCUGUUGUGCUUUCUACACUAGCUGCAAAGAGUGCAGAUAUUCAGUGUAGAAUGACCCUGUUGCUUUUGGUAUCAAGCAUGUAGGAGAACCUGUGGCAGCAGCGGUCAGUUAUCAUUAAAACUCAAAUGGCGUUUUGUUUGUCCAUUAAAUAUAUGGACCCACUAAUGAUUUAAAUAUAAAUGGCUCAACAACAAUUCAUACAUUCAUGUGAUUGUACACAGAAAAUAUCAGUAAAAUUAUUUCAGAUUGCAUCUCUGCCAAAUGGAAAUAUCUUUACCAUAAUCGUAUCCACUAGACAUGAAAGUACCUGAUGACAUGCUGCUGUAACAUUUUUUUAUUAUUAUUAAAUAUUGACAAAUGUUAAACAGUGUGAAAUUAACAAAUAGAUAACAUGUAUACAAAAUACAAAUAAAAUAAGUUAAACCCUAUUAAGCAGAUGAAAGAAGAAGCGAGGGGACAUAAGAAAACAAAAUAUGUAUUUAUAAAUACAUUUUGAA
This is a messenger RNA of Solea solea (common sole), 2187 nucleotides long. RefSeq names its product prostaglandin E receptor 1c (subtype EP1) (gene ptger1c). Gene Ontology annotation, biological process: adenylate cyclase-activating G protein-coupled receptor signaling pathway; inflammatory response; positive regulation of cytosolic calcium ion concentration. The transcript is spliced from 3 exons. Gene Ontology annotation, molecular function: thromboxane receptor activity; prostaglandin E receptor activity. The record is from RefSeq and is a predicted model, not a curated record. Gene Ontology annotation, cellular component: plasma membrane. Bases 127 to 1293 code for a protein of 388 amino acids. NCBI's taxonomy places the organism in Eukaryota, Metazoa, Chordata, Actinopteri, Pleuronectiformes, Soleidae.